Molecule: messenger RNA, 1719 nt
Organism: Malania oleifera
Lineage: Eukaryota; Viridiplantae; Streptophyta; Magnoliopsida; Santalales; Ximeniaceae
Exons: 10
Coding region: 133-1563 (476 amino acids)
Molecular function (GO): hydrolase activity, acting on carbon-nitrogen (but not peptide) bonds
Source: RefSeq, a predicted model, not a curated record
GUGCUAAUAAUUUGAGCGCGGUCACAUAUCUCACAAUUUUUCUCCCAACGGAGGUGAUAUACUCUUCCGCUUACUAUCGAUUUCAAACUUCCAACUUUGUAGUUGUACGCCGCAGAGCAGGCGACGAAGAAGAUGAACGCCGAUUCGAUGAUGACCUUAAACGCCGAUUCGAUGAUGACCUUACUUCACAACGCCGUUGUCGUCACCAUGGAUUCGCAAACCCGAGUGUUCCGAAAUGGCGCCGUCGUGGUCGAAAGAGACCGCAUCAAAGCCAUCGGUCAAUCUCCCGACAUCCUCCGCGAUUUCUCCGCUCUCGCCGACGAGGUCCUCGAUCUCCAUGGCCAAAUCAUGUUCCCAGGGUUCAUUAACACUCACGUCCACACCUCCCAGCAGCUCGCGAGAGGGAUCGCGGACGAUGUCGACCUGAUGACAUGGUUACACGAUCGUAUUUGGCCCUACGAGUCCAACAUGACCGAGGAAGAUUCUUACAUCUCCACUUUGCUCUGUGGAAUCGAACUCAUACACUCUGGUGUCACAUGCUUUGCUGAGGCAGGGGGGCAGCAUGUGUCCGGAAUGGCAAGGGCGGUAGAGUUACUGGGCUUACGUGCAUGCUUAGCCCAGUCAACCAUGGAUUCUGGCACGGGAUUACCACCAUCUUGGGGCAUUCGAACUACAGAUGAGUGUAUUCAGUCUCAAAAGGAACUGUACAAGAAGCACCAUAACACAGCUGAUGGCCGCAUCAGAGUAUGGCUUGGAAUACGACAGAUUAUGAAUUCUACUGAUCGUUUGCUAUUUGAGACUGGAGAAACAGCAAAAGAACUGAAAACUGGAAUCCACAUGCAUGUCGCAGAGAUACCAUAUGAGAAUGAAGUUGUGAUAGAUACUCGAAAAGUUGAUCAUGGAACAGUUACAUACUUAGAGAGCAUAGGGCUCCUUCAAAGCAACUUACUAGCAGCUCAUAGCGUCUGGAUCAAUAAUACAGAGAUUGAAUUUCUGUCAAGGGCUGAGGUUAAAGUAUCUCACUGUCCAGCUGCUGCAAUGCGGAUGCUUGGAUUUGCACCCAUAAAGGAGAUGCUAGAUGCUGGCAUAUGUGUCUCCCUGGGAACUGAUGGGGCACCAUCAAAUAACAGAAUGAGCAUUGUUGAUGAGAUGUAUCUAGCCUCUCUUAUUAACAAAGGUCGGGAAGUUUAUGCAAGUGGAACAACUGAUCCCACGGCACUUCCUGCUAACACUAUUCUCCAAAUGGCCACUAUAUAUGGUGCAAAAUCAGUACUCUGGGAGAAUGAGAUAGGGUCACUUGAGGUUGGGAAGAAGGCUGACUUGAUCAUUGUCAAUCCUUUCUCAUGGCCUAUGGUUCCUGUUCAUGAUUGCAUUUCCAGCCUUGUAUAUUGCAUGCGAACUGAAAACAUCAUCUCUGUCAUGUGCAACGGUCAGUGGGUUAUGAAGGAUCAGAAGGUGUUAAACGUGGAUGAGGGAGAAGUUAUUACAAUGGCGAAGCAGGCUUCUAGCGAGCUACUGAAAAGGGCAGGCAUUAAGAUUCCUAGCAGAAUGAACUUCCUCUGAUUCACUUUUGAUUUACAACUUUUUCCUUGUCCCAUUUGUAGUUUGCUGCUGUCCCAUUGUACCACUUUUAACGCCCCACUGUUUCACAACUUAACUUUAAUUUCAUGCUACCUUUGCUGCCGUUGUAUAUCUUUAUAGUACAAUUUUUUCCUUCUA